CCACACAAAAACAUGUUUUUAAUUGUUUGUAACAAUUAAAAUAUCAUAAAUCUAAAAGCUGCCACCAAGUAGAAAAUGUAGAAUCGUCGAAAAAAGCACAGCGCACAGAAAAACUUGAAAGGAAACAAAAAAAAAAAACAGAGAGAGAGAGAAACAAACGCGAAGAUGGCUUCGACUCCGAAGCUCACUACUACGAUUUCGUCUUCUCCAUCUAUUCAAAUCCUCUGCAGAAAACUCCCAAUCGGUAUUCCUCUACCAUCUUCUAGCUCUCGCUCGCUCCCUAAAACCUUAUCCUCUUUCUCUUCCCUCCGUCCCCGUGUCGCCUUAUUGUCAAACCACUCCCGGUAUUACCCCUCUCGCCGGUUUUCUGUCCGUGCCCAGAGCGAUAACGGAGCAGACUCGGAGCGCCACUACGAUUUUGAUCUCUUCACUAUCGGCGCCGGAAGCGGCGGCGUCCGCGCCUCUCGCUUCGCCACGAGCUUCGGCGCAUCCGCCGCCGUCUGCGAGCUCCCUUUUUCCACCAUCUCUUCCGAGACAGCCGGAGGCGUCGGAGGAACGUGUGUACUUAGAGGAUGUGUCCCAAAGAAGUUACUUGUGUACGCAUCUAAAUACUCUCAUGAGUUUGAAGACAGUCACGGAUUUGGUUGGAAGUAUGAUACUGAGCCUUCACAUGAUUGGAGUACAUUGAUCGCCAACAAGAACGCUGAGUUGCAGCGGCUUACUGGUAUUUAUAAGAACAUACUGAACAAUGCUAAUGUCAAGUUGAUCGAAGGUCGUGGAAAGAUUAUAGACCCACACACUGUUGAUGUAGAUGGGAAAAUCUAUACUUCGAGAAAUAUUCUGAUUGCAGUUGGUGGACGUCCUUUUAUACCUGACAUUCCAGGGAGAGAGUUUGCCAUAGAUUCAGAUGCAGCACUUGAUUUGCCUUCUAAGCCCAAGAGAAUUGCAAUAGUUGGUGGUGGCUACAUAGCCCUCGAGUUUGCUGGCAUCUUUAAUGGUCUUAACAGUGAAGUUCAUGUAUUUAUAAGGCAAAAGAAGGUGCUGAGGGGAUUUGAUGAAGACGUGAGGGAUUUUGUUGGAGAGCAGAUGUCUUUAAGAGGCAUUGAGUUUCACACAGAAGAAUCCCCUGAAGCCAUCAUCAAAUCUGGAGAUGGCUCGUUGUCUCUGAAGACAAGCAAGGGAACUGUUGAGGGGUUUUCGCAUGUUAUGUUUGCAACUGGUCGCAAGCCCAACACAAAGAACUUAGGGUUGGAGAAUGCUGGCGUAAAGCUGGCGAAAAAUGGAGCAAUAGAGGUUGAUGAAUUUUCACGGACAUCCGUACCUUCUAUCUGGGCUGUUGGGGAUGUCACUGACCGGAUCAAUUUGACUCCAGUCGCCUUGAUGGAGGGAGUUGCAUUGGCUAAAACCUUGUUUCAAAAAGAGCCAACAAAGCCUGAUUACAGAGCUGUUCCCUGCGCCGUUUUCUCCCAGCCACCUAUCGGAACAGCCAUUGAACAAUAUGGGGACAUCGAUGUUUUCACAUCAAACUUUAAGCCACUAAAAGCUACGCUCUCAGGGCUUCCAGACCGGGUGUUUAUGAAACUCAUUGUCUGUGCAAACACAAACAAAGUUCUCGGUGUUCACAUGUGUGGAGAGGAUUCACCCGAAAUCAUCCAGGGAUUUGGGGUUGCAGUAAAAGCUGGCUUAACUAAGGCAGACUUUGAUGCUACAGUGGGUGUUCACCCCACAGCGGCUGAGGAGUUUGUCACUAUGAGAACUCCAACCAGGAAAAUCCGCAAAGACUCCUCUGAGGGAAAGGCAAGUCCUGAGGCUAAAACAGCUGCAGUAUAGAGAAGGUUUCAGUAAGAUUGGAUUUACGCUAUUGGAGCUCCCUGACAAGGAGAACAAUAUCCGUGAAGAAGAAGAAGAAGCUUUUUUUGGAUCGAGAGUGAUUGAGUUUUUAGGCAACGUUUUUAUUUAUGUCGCGUGGAGAUUGUCAUAAGUCAUAACCGUCGUGCAAUACUGUUGAUCGUUCAACCUACACGACCAGAUUCUCAGGAGAGGUUAUAACUAUUCGGAAAGUGAUUUUGGCAAGAGCUCUAAAAACUGAAGAUUUUCAAUUCUUGUGCCAUCGUAAUGAUGGCUUGGUUGUAUAGAUACAAGGCUCUCCCAGUCUCUCAUUAUCCUGGCUGAAUAAAAAUUAGACAAUUUCGUUCGUAUGUCGAGAGUGAUUGAGUUUUAGCCAACGUUUUUGUUUUUCAAAUUUCGCUAAACUCAGACGACUGAGUUUGAAAGAGCCCCUAAAACUGAGAUUUCGGUUCUUGUGGCAUUGGCUGUAAUACUAGUACAAGGCUGAAAUCUCAUUAUCCUAGUUGAGUAAAAAUAAACGAUUUCAAGCAUUUUCUGGUCUUCUUGUUA
Messenger RNA from Thlaspi arvense, 2397 nucleotides. The record is from the annotation of a GenBank genome assembly. Lineage: Eukaryota; Viridiplantae; Streptophyta; Magnoliopsida; Brassicales; Brassicaceae.